Messenger RNA from Culicoides brevitarsis, 2165 nucleotides. RefSeq lists its product as uncharacterized. The transcript is spliced from 7 exons. The record is from RefSeq and is a predicted model, not a curated record. Gene Ontology annotation, molecular function: protein serine/threonine phosphatase activity. Gene Ontology annotation, biological process: protein dephosphorylation. The coding region runs from base 149 to 2104 and encodes 651 amino acids. Lineage: Eukaryota; Metazoa; Arthropoda; Insecta; Diptera; Ceratopogonidae.
UUAGCAAAACUUCCCCGGCAGAUUAUUGGACGCCGUGUUAGAAAUUCUUAAUUUAUCGACAAUUCCCAUGAAUUAAAGAGACCUUUUACCAAAAAUAACGAAACUUUGAUUCCUUUACCAGUGACAAAACGACGCAAAAGUCCAUAAAAUGGGCGCGUAUUUGAGUGAACCAAUUACGGAAAAAAUCUCGUCGGAAGGUGAAAAUGAGGAAUUUUCUUUUGGAGCGAGUUCCAUGCAAGGCUGGCGCGUUUCGCAAGAAGAUGCACACAACGCGAUUCUGGAUUUCGACACGAACACGUCGUUUUGGGCGGUUUACGAUGGACACGGGGGCGCCGAGGUGUCGGCUUAUUGUGCACAAAAGCUCCCCGCCUUCCUGAAAAAAUUGGAUUCGUACAAGGCGGCAGAUUUUGAGAAAGCGCUCAAGGAUGCCUUUAUCGGCUUCGAUUUGACGCUCUUGGAGCAAACAGUGAUCGAAGAGCUGAAGCAACUGGCAAAGAAAAAUCCGGAUGUCGGAGCGGAAGACAGCGAAUGCGAAGACGAAGACGAAAAUAUCGCCGAUUUGUACAGCGAGGCACGAAUGCCGUUGCGCGAGGUCUUGGAAAAGUACAAGGACAAGCCCGGCAUGUCGGAUGCCAUUGCACGUUUGCAACAAAAUGAGGCUGCCAAGCCGUUGUCGCCAUGCUUGAAGGGUCCCCGAUCAUCGGGAAGUGGCGGCGCCGGACCUUCGAGCAGCAAUAGUGCCGGUGGAAGUUCCUCGUCGUCGUCUUCGGGACACAAAAACGUCAAUGGAGGCAGUUCAUCGUCGCAAGCGGGUGGUUCGUCGUCAUCUUCUUCGUCGUCGUCGGCGGCACAAGUCGUGAAUGACGAUAACGAUGCCACUGUCAGCAGCAGCUCAAGCGGCAAAUGCGAAGAAGUUGCCCGAGAUCUCGCCUCGGAGAAUCCCAACGUUCCUGAUAGCUCAUCGUCGAACAACGCGACAACUGCGGCGCCCAAAUCCACGGAAUCCGUAUCGACAUCGUCGGCAAAGGCAACGAAAGAAGUUGUUUCCGCCACAGAUGCUGUCACAAAUGGCGAGGUAGUGUCCAGCGGAGUUGCCGGAAAAUCCGAGGGAGUGUCAUCAAGCAGCUCAGGUGCCUGCGAAAACGGCGAAGUAUCCAGCAACACGAACAACGAGGUGAAAAAUCUCGAUUCCAGUACAGACGAUAGCGAUGAAGAUGCUUUGGAAGAAGAAAAUUCUGACACUGAAAACGGAGAUGAGGAAGCAGAUUUGGAGGAAAUUGAAUCAGAAGAGGACGAAGAUAUGUUAACAGAAGAGGAUGAGGAAUUCAUGAAUAAUAUGGCUGAUGAGCCAGGAAAGGAUAGCGGAUGUACAGCUGUGGUUGCCCUUAUCCGUGGAAAUGACUUAUACGUAGCUAAUGCAGGUGACUCUCGUUGCGUGAUUUGCCGUGCUGGGGAAACGAUCGAGAUGAGUUUGGACCACAAGCCAGAAGAUCAAAUUGAGUUUGAUCGCAUCAAGAAAGCCGGAGGACGAGUAACUGUUGACGGUCGUGUAAAUGGGGGACUUAAUUUAUCGAGAGCUAUUGGCGAUCAUGGAUACAAAACAAACAAAGAUUUACCGCCCGAGGAACAGAUGAUUUCAGCCCUUCCCGACGUGCGAAAACUCACACUGACACCCCAAGAUGAGUUUAUGGUCUUAGCUUGCGACGGAAUUUGGAACUUUAUGACUUCGGAAGACGUUGUGCGGUUCGUCCGAACUAAACUUGCGGAAAAUCCUCAGAUUAAAUUGACAAAAAUAUGCGAAGAGCUUUUCGACUUUUGCUUGGCGCCCAAUACAAUGGGCGAUGGCACCGGAUGCGACAACAUGACUGCAAUUAUUGUCAAAUUCAACAAGAACGUUCCAGUAGAAAGUGGCGGUGCCUCGACAACGACGACAAAACGUGCCGCCGAUGAAGUUGCCGUCCCCGAUGAUUCGCCAUCCACGGCACCGAGUGCAUCGAAACGCGCAAAAGUCGACGAGGAAAGUGAGUUGUCGAGCAGUAAUAGUGUGACAACGGCAGCGGAUCAGGCGCCCAUUAUCGAUACUUCGUCGUCGACGUCUUCAUGAACUGGAAACUAAACCAACUUCUUCUUUUUUAAUGAUUAAAAUGAUUUGUAUAAAAAAAAAA